AAGGUAGAGACGUCGCACGCUGCCAGUGCAUUUAGUGUCGUCCGUUAGCCCCCGCCUCCGUUAUAGAAGUCCUGUCUAGGCUCUGCCUCCUAAGGAGGUCCGUGUAAGCUCUACUCACGUAGCACGGCAACAACGUCCGUAGAAAGGAGCCAGUCUAUUUCGGCGUUAUCAUGUCCUACAAGUCGACAGAGCACAAUGGAAGUGUGCCCGGCAACAUCCCUCACAUACUUUCCGAAAGUGGUGGCGUCGUUCCCCAGGCUCGCACCACCAUCUCUGAUCUUCCUCCCGAAACCCUCAUCGUCAUUUUCCGGCCAUGGGUACAUCGUGAUCCGGGAGAGUCCACGAUGUGCUGCUUAACACCCUGGCCCUCGCAUGAAGAUCUAAUUCCUCAGCAUCCUUUCCCGGAGUGCAUUGCCUCGGUCGCUCCUUUUUGGCGACAAGUCAUGUCAGCGGUACCUGACUAUUGGACGCACCUCGUCAUCUGGAUAGGCAGGGACCCCACUCCGCUUCCUAGGAUCCGUGAAUACCUCGCUUGGUCGCGGGGCUGUUCCCUCGAGAUCUACAUACUGCGGAGGUAUGACCCCUCUUUGAGGGACCUCACGGAGAAGGCUCAGGUGAGAGCGAUCAUGGAGGUGCUCCUACCUUCCAUUGAGCAUUGGAACACCUUGUGCAUGAGGCUGCUGCACCACGCGAAGCAGCUGAAAAGUCUCAGUCUAGAGGCUAUGAUUGACGACUUGCCAGUGGUCGAUGGCACCGAAGUACCCUUGCGUCUAGCCGCGGAGCUUGACGCCCCCAAGUUAGCAUGGCUAUCCAUGUGUGGCCCUCUGCAUCACCGAUUACAAUCGCACAACGCGGCCUUCCCACUCAUCUACCUCCUCCGUUGUCUCGAUCGCUGCGCAAGCGUUUGCAACCUCGAGCUGAACAACCUCCAUCUCGACUGCUCCAACACAAGGUCUCCCAUCUACCAUUUUGAUCCGCCAUACUAUUGGAAGGAGGUCAAUAUUAAUUUCAUCAACGUAGGCGGCGACAUGGUCGCGGAGUACGGCAGGCUCCUCGGGUAUCCCCCUGUCGAAUUCGCGAUGUAUACGCGGUGCUCGACCCCUACGCCCCCAGGUGCUGCGCUCACAGGGGCCGAAGACAUCACGCUGACAGAGAUCAACAGCCCGGCGGCGUUCGUCGGUCUCCUCGCUGCUGAUCCGGGCGACAUCCGACUCCGCCACGCAAAGUUCUACGACUGCGACGGUCUGACACCGGGCGUGCUCCGCAAGCUCGUGGGGACUCCUCCCGACCCCGAGGCAGAUCCGCCACCUGAAGACGACGGCAACGCUGACCUCUGGCUGUGCCCGAACCUUCAGAGCCUCGGGAUCAGGGGCUGUACGCGGUUCAAGAGCGCGGACCUGCGCGCGAUGCUGGAGGCGCGGUGCGCGGCGCACGAAGCGACGGAUUUCGCGCAGUAUGGUAAACCGGGGUUCGUGCUCGCGCCCGAAGACAAGGAGUGGUUUGACGCCAAUCUGCUCCGCGUUGACUGGGAUGGUUGGUGUGGAGGAUAUGCGUUCACCAAUCCACCUUUCUAGAUGUCUAUUGCAGUGUGAUGUCAACGCCGCGAAGUGCAAUUGAGUAGUACUUAUGUAGUUCGUCAAUGGCAGGAUCUGUCUACCGUUGACGUUGAGCUCUAGUACUGGCAAGGGAUGAGUAUGAGUACGAAUAUAGGUGAGUAGACGCGUACG
Molecule: messenger RNA, 1727 nt
Organism: Fomitopsis serialis
Lineage: Eukaryota; Fungi; Basidiomycota; Agaricomycetes; Polyporales; Fomitopsidaceae
Exons: 8
Source: RefSeq, a predicted model, not a curated record